AUGACGGCAAUUGAGAGUUUCGACAGCAUCUACCUUGACCUCUCCAAGGAGAGCGGCAAGUGCAGAUUCGCAGAGACCGGCUUCGGCUGGAAACCCGCCGGCGGCGGUGACACCUUCACCCUCGAUCACAGCAACAUUGGCAGCGCCCAAUGGAGCCGCGCCGCCAGGGGAUACGAGAUCCGCAUCCUGCAGCGCAACUCUGGCAUCAUCCAGCUCGACGGAUUCCAACAGGAGGACUACGAGCGCCUGAGCAAGAUCUUCAAGAACUGGUACAGCACCGCGCUGGAGAGCAAGGAGCACGCGCUGCGGGGAUGGAACUGGGGCAAGGCCGAGUUCUCCAAAUCCGAAAUCACCUUCAACGUCCAGAAUCGCCCGGCCUUUGAGCUGCCCUACUCGGAGAUUGGAAACACAAACUUGGCGGGUCGAAAUGAAGUUGCCCUGGAGCUCUCCCUGCCCCUCAACGCCAACGACACUGGCACCAACGGCCAGCUGGGCGGCGCUAGAGGCAAGGGCAAGAAGGCUGGUGCGGGCAAGGAUCAACUGGUCGAGAUGCGAUUCUAUAUCCCCGGUGUAACGACGAAGAAGGAGACCGAGGGCGAGGACGCCGGUAGCGAUGGUGGUGAGGAGGAGGAGAAGAAUGCAGCUACGCUCUUCUACGAGACUCUCAUUGAGAAGGCAGAGAUUGGCGAGACUGCUGGUGAUACCAUCGCCACAUUCCUCGAUGUUCUGCAUCUCACUCCCAGAGGUCGUUUUGAUAUCGACAUGUACGAAGCCUCGUUUAGACUCCGUGGAAAGACGUACGACUACAAAAUCCAAUACGAAGCAGUCAAAAAGUUCAUGGUCUUACCCAAGCCCGACGAGAUGCACUGCCUCCUUGUUAUUGGCUUGGAUCCUCCUCUGCGCCAGGGCCAGACGAGAUAUCCCUUUGUCGUCAUGCAGUUUAAGAAGGACGAGGAAGUGACCAUUGACUUGAACAUUGAAGAGGCAGAGCUGGAGAGCAAAUACAAGGACAAGCUCGAGCCCCAUUACGAGGAGCCCCUACACCACGUUGUUGCCAAGAUGUUCCGCGGCCUUGGCAACAAGAAGAUUUCAUCACCUGCAAAGGAUUUCCUUACUCACCGCAACCAGUAUGGUAUUAAAUGCGCUAUCAAGGCUAGCGAAGGUUUCCUGUACUGCUUGGAAAAGGCAUUCAUGUUCGUCCCGAAGCCAGCGACAUACAUUGCCUACGAGCAAACACAGUCCGUCACCUUCUCCCGCGUCAGCGGCGCAGUCUCCGCCCUGUCCACAUUCGACAUAACCGUCGUCAUGAAGAACGGCGCCGGGUCAUCGCAGUUCAGCAACAUUAAUCGUGAGGACCUCAAAGCCCUGGAAUCCUUCUUCAAGCUCAAGGGCCUGCGCGUCAAGAACGAGAUUGACGAGGACGCCAACCUUCUCGCCGCCGCCCUCCGCGAGGAAGCCAUGGACGACUCUGACGACGAGGUCGUUGUCAACAAGGCGGACCGCGGAUCCGCAGACGAAGAUGAAGAGAGCGUGGACGAGGACUUCCAGGCCGAUAGCGACAGUGAUGUUGCAGAGGAGUACGACAGCAACCAUGAGAGCUCCGGGUCUGGAAGUGCGGAGAGCGACGUGGAUAAUGACGAUGAUGAUGAAGAAAUGGAAGACGCUGAUGAGCCGCCGAAGAAGAAGUCAAAGACGGGCAAGAAAUGA
This is a messenger RNA of Trichoderma atroviride IMI 206040, 1707 nucleotides long. RefSeq lists its product as uncharacterized. Lineage: Eukaryota; Fungi; Ascomycota; Sordariomycetes; Hypocreales; Hypocreaceae. Gene Ontology annotation, molecular function: DNA binding; histone binding; nucleosome binding. Gene Ontology annotation, cellular component: FACT complex; nucleus. The record is from RefSeq and is a predicted model, not a curated record.